This is a messenger RNA of Salmo salar (Atlantic salmon), 753 nucleotides long. NCBI's taxonomy places the organism in Eukaryota, Metazoa, Chordata, Actinopteri, Salmoniformes, Salmonidae. The record is from RefSeq and is a predicted model, not a curated record.
CUCUGACUCUAGGAGGAUGUGGUAUUGAGGAGGAGUGCGAUGUUACUGGGUCUGUCUGUGUUUGCUGUGUUUGGAAGUCGAGUGGUUGGUUUCCCGGGAGCUGGGGGACUCUGCACUCUGGUCAUGGCCUUCCUAGCUGCGCUGGGCUGGGGGACAGAGAAGGGCCCAGUAGCAGCAGUGGUAGGGAGGUUCUGGGACAUCUUCCAGCCGCUGCUGUUUGGACUGAUAGGAGCAGAAAUCACAGUAUCUACACUGAACCCCAACACAGUGGGUCUGGGUCUGGUCUGUAUCAGUGUAGGCCUGCUGGUUCGAGUUCUGGUAACUCUCUCUGUGGUUCUGUUUGCUGGUUUCACUCUGAGAGAGAAGCUCUUUAUCGCUUUGGCCUGGAUCCCCAAAGCCACCGUACAGGCAGCGAUCGGUUCUACAGCCUUGGACAUGGCCCGUGUGUCUGGAGAUGAGGUUCUGGUGAAGUACGGUCUGGAUGUUCUGACUGUGGCGGUUCUGGCCAUCCUCACUACAGCACCUGUAGGAGCCCUGGGGAUCGGCCUGGCAGGGCCCAGACUGCUGACCAGAGACCCGGAGGACACACACGCAGACAGGAAAGAGGGCACUGAAGUGGACGCCCCAGAGUCUGUCUCAGGACCCGUGUCUAAAGGGGUGGAGCCAUGUGAGAGCAAGAUGUGAGCUCAGCCAAUCACCUUCCAGACGGCAGGGUCCAUUGACCUUUACACAUUCAGCCCUGACCCCAUCUCC